Molecule: messenger RNA, 1115 nt
Organism: Cuscuta campestris
Lineage: Eukaryota; Viridiplantae; Streptophyta; Magnoliopsida; Solanales; Convolvulaceae
Source: the annotation of a GenBank genome assembly
GUCAUACAAGAAUAGAAGAUUGUCUAUUUUUUGUUGGAAAGCCACCACGUUCCACGCACCUAUUUGUAUUGAUUUUUGUGAUGGAAUCCAUGUUUUUGUAUCAAUCAAUUUUAAACCUGGUGAAGAUUGGUCUAGGGAUGAACUGACGAGCGAAAAGAAUUUUGAUGCAGCAAUGCAGACUAGUCCGGUCUUGUUUAAAGACGCUUUCUAUUACUUGGAUAAGACGGGACAACUCGGAUAUCUUGAAAUAGAUUUGCAACUAGUAAACAUGAGGUGCGAAGUUCUUGAGAAGCCGCAAAGACCAGCUGACCUGAAGUUUUUUUCUCACUUCUUGGUGGAGUGUUGUGGAGAGUUGAUUUCAGUAUUUCUUGGUUGUGCAGGAAAGUGGGUUUCUGUUUACAAGCUGAAUAAUAAUUAUCAGGUAUGGGAAAAGGUGAGUAAUCUGGGAGGUUACGACUUGUAUCUCAACCCAACUUCUUCCUCUGCCAUGCCUUCUUCGAGUGAUGGAAACAGAAUUUAUUUCCCAUUGCUCCGUGGUACUGAUAUUGUUUACUUCUCCAUGAAGAUGGGCAAAUGGCAUUUCUCUGGAAGCCAACAAGAUUCAUCAUCCCAUCUUUAUGGUACAAGAUGGUACCCCAACUCUUGUUGGAUUAAGCCGUGUUGGUAAUACACCUUCAUCCCAAAGCCAUCAUGAUCCUACAUUGCUCUUGAAAGUCCAUAUGGAUGAACAUAUGGAGUAAUCAUUGAUGACUGGUUGUUGUGAUGAAGAAAUGGUGAGGAAACCAUUUAUGCAGAUGGUCACAGUUACUGCUGGAAUGUUUGCUGGUGAAGCAGGGUUCUUCAGUUAUCACAACUCUAAUAGACACUGUCAAACUUGCCUUCAAGCAAUGAAGAGGCGUUUGACACGGAACUGUGAAUGUAGAUGGGAACGGAUUUAGCAGGAUCAACAGAUUGAGAUGUCGAAACAAACUAGAAAUGAGGUAGUAUGUCGAGGAGUUUGGGCAGACUAACCACAUCAGUUUGUUCAAAGUCCAAGAUUUUGCUUGUGUGAUACUAGUUAUUCUUUUGAAGCACCAACAACUGUCUUCUUUAAUUAAUAAAAAAAAUCCCAUAUG